Molecule: messenger RNA, 2829 nt
Organism: Gekko japonicus
Lineage: Eukaryota; Metazoa; Chordata; Lepidosauria; Squamata; Gekkonidae
Gene: MAP3K10
Product: mitogen-activated protein kinase kinase kinase 10
Exons: 11
Coding region: 1-2676 (891 amino acids)
Biological process (GO): positive regulation of apoptotic process; protein phosphorylation
Molecular function (GO): ATP binding; protein binding; JUN kinase kinase kinase activity
Source: RefSeq, a predicted model, not a curated record
AUGAUACUGGAGGAGCACCUCACGGCCAGUCACGUGGUCCACUUGAGCGGCGGGUGGAGGGGCGAACCCCUCUGGACGGCGGUCUUCGACUACGAGGCGGCGGGCGAGGAGGAGCUGACGCUGCGGCGGGGCGACCGGGUGGAGGUGCUGUCGCGGGACGCGCGGGUCUCGGGCGACGAGGGCUGGUGGACGGGCCGGCUGGGGGGCCGCGUGGGCGUCUUCCCCAGCAACUACGUGGCCGGCCCGGCCCCGGCGGCGCCCCCGCCCGAGGUGCCCUUCGCCGAGCUGCGCCUGGACGAGCUGGUGGGCGCGGGGGGCUUCGGCAAGGUCUACCGGGGGCUCUGGCGCGGGCGGGAGGUGGCCGUCAAGGCGGCCCGCCACGACCCCGAGGAGGACGCCGCCGUCGCGGCCCGCAACGUCCGCCGGGAGGCCCGCCUCUUCGGCAUGCUGCGCCACCCCAACAUCAUCGCCCUCCGCGCCGUCUGCCUCCGCCCGCCCCGCCUCUGCCUCGUCAUGGAGUACGCCCGCGGGGGGGCCCUCAGCCGCGCCCUGGCCGGCAGGAGGGUGCCCCCCCACGUCCUGGUCAACUGGGCCGUCCAGGUCGCCCGCGGCAUGCACUACCUCCACGACCAGGCCCCCGUGCCCAUCAUCCACCGGGACCUCAAGUCCACCAACGUCCUGAUCCUGGAGCCCAUCGAAAACGACGACCUGAGCGGGAAGACCCUCAAAAUCACCGACUUUGGGCUGGCGCGCGAGUGGCACAAAACCACGAAGAUGAGCGCGGCGGGCACCUAUGCCUGGAUGGCGCCAGAGGUCAUCAAGCUCUCCCUCUUCUCCAAGAGCAGCGACGUCUGGAGCUUUGGGGUGCUGCUCUGGGAACUGCUGACCGGCGAGGUCCCGUACCGUGAGAUCGAUGCCCUCGCCGUGGCCUACGGCGUGGCCAUGAGCAAGCUGACGCUGCCCAUCCCCUCCACCUGCCCCGAGCCCUUUGCCCGCCUGCUGGAGGAGUGCUGGAGGCCGGACCCCCACGCGCGCCCGGACUUCGGCUCCAUCCUGCAGCAGCUGGUGGCCAUCGAGGAGUCGGCGAUGUUCCAGAUGCCCCUGGAGUCCUUCCACUCCUUGCAGCAGGACUGGAAGGUGGAGAUUGCGGGCAUGUUCCAAGAGCUGCGCACCAAGGAGAAGGAGCUGCGGAGAGGAGAGGAGGAGUUGCUGCGGGCGGCCCACGAGCAGAAGACGCAGGAGGCGGAGCUCCGCCGGCGGGAGCAGGAGCUGGCGGAGCGGGAGAUUGACAUUGUGGAGCGGGAGCUGAACCUCAUCAUGGCCCAGAUGGGGCAGGAGGAGAAGCCCCGGGUGAAGAAGCGCAGGGGGCACUUCCGCGGCUCCCGCCUCAAGCUGCGGGACGGGAACCGCAUCAGCCUCCCCUCGGGGUUUGAACACAAGAUCACGGUGCAGGCCUCGCCCACGCUGGACCGGCGGAAAGGUCUGGGGGCCGAUGGCGCCAGCCCCCCAGGGAGCCCCGUCAUCAUACCCCGCCUGCGCGCCAUCCGCUUGACUCCCCUGGACGGAAGCCAGACGUGGGGGCGCAGCACCCUGGCCAAGCAGGAGGAGCUGGUGGGGGCCAAGAAGAAAGGGCGGACGUGGGGGCCCAGCUCCACCCUCCACAAGGAGAGGCUCGGCGGGGAGGAGAGGCUGAAGUCCCUGGCGGAAGGGAGCAAGCAGUGGUCCUCCAGCGCGCCCAACCUGGGCAAGUCUGCCAAGCACGCCCCCCUGGCAGUGGGCUUUGCCAGCUUAACGGAGAUGGAGGAGUAUGUGGAGAACAGUUCCCCUCAUUCCCCGCACCUGCCCCUCUCUCCAGGGGGGGUGGAGGCCAGUGCCCACCUGCAGCUCCUGCCGUCCUGCCCGGAGGGAACCAAGCGGGGCCUGGGGGUGCGGCACCGUCACAGCGAGCUGGUUUUGCUCAGCUGCGCCUCCAUCCUGGCCUCCAUCGCGCUGGGUGCGGAUCUGGCCGAGCUGGCGGGGGAAGGCCUCGGCGUCCCCCCGGGCCCCCCCAACUCCCUCACCCUCCAGUCCCUCUCCUCCCUCUCGGACUGCAACUCCACGAAGUCGCUCCUGCCCUCGGACAGCGAUGAGGCCCCCACCUACGAAGCCCCCUGCCUCCCGGAGCCCCGCAGCCCCUCGCCUGACUCCCACCACAACCCCCUGGUGGACGUCACCAUGGAGAGCUUCAAGAAGGACCCGCGCCAGUCGCUCACGCCCACCCACAUCAGCGCUCCCCAGCCGGUCAGCCGAGGACACCGGCGGACGCCCUCCGAGGGGGCGAUCCGUCAGGCGGGUCAGGGCCUUCCGCGGGCUGCCGACAACCAGGUGGGGUCCGGCUGGCGCGUUCAGGCCCACCACCAGCGCCCCCGCGAGGCCUCAGAGGAGCCUGCCGCGGAGCGCCCUCGGACCCUGGCCUUUGCCCCGCGGCCCCGCCCCACUCCGUGCCGGCCCCGCCUCGACCCCUGGAAGCUUGUCUCCUUCAGCCGGACCCCGGGGGAGGCGGCCAGCAAGGGGGGCUCUGGGUGUCGCCCGACGCUCCUCGACAUGGACACGGACGGGCAGAACCGGGACAGAACCGAGCCCUUGUGUGGGAGACGAACCUCCUGUUGUGGCCUGGAGCCAGACAUCUCCCAUUGACUACUCCGUCCGGCGGGAGAGACGUGCCAGGGUGUGUUGCACUUAUUGACCCCACCCCACCCCGGCAUUCCCACGGCCCUCAAGACUCAGUUGUGGACUUCGUUUCCAAGCAGUGUGACUGCUGGGCCAGCAGGGGGCGGUAGCCUUGCCUGG